Messenger RNA from Verticillium nonalfalfae, 753 nucleotides. RefSeq names its product mitochondrial ribosomal large subunit component (gene MRPL16). Gene Ontology annotation, biological process: mitochondrial translation. The transcript is spliced from 3 exons. The record is from RefSeq and is a predicted model, not a curated record. Gene Ontology annotation, cellular component: mitochondrial large ribosomal subunit; ribosome. The coding region runs from base 1 to 753 and encodes 250 amino acids. NCBI's taxonomy places the organism in Eukaryota, Fungi, Ascomycota, Sordariomycetes, Glomerellales, Plectosphaerellaceae. Gene Ontology annotation, molecular function: rRNA binding; structural constituent of ribosome.
AUGCGAUCCUCGACGCUGCUCGACGCCUUCCGUGGCCUCCAAGUCUCGGCCACCUCCGCAGCGAGGACGCUUGCCACCCCAGUCCGACCUCAAUUGGCGCGAUCGGCCGUCGCCGCUGCGCUGCGCGAUGUCCGCCCUUUCUCGUCAACACCAGCCCGCGAGGGCAACUGGCUCGAACCCUCGAUCGACCGAACGAAGAAGAUGAUGAAGGGCAGGCCGCGCGUCGCGACGGGAGGCUCUGUAAAGGGCACGACGGUCAUGUGGGGUGACUAUGGGCUGCGCAUGAAGGAUCACCACCGCCGCAUCAGCGCCAAGCAGCUCAAGAACGCCGAAGACACCAUCAAAACGAGACUCCGUGGAACAAAGUACCGACUGUACAAGAGGGUGGCAUGCAAUGUGGGCGUUUACGUCUCCGGUAACGAGAUUCGUAUGGGUAAGGGUAAGGGUGGCUUCGACCAUUGGGCCGCGCGUGUUGCUGUCAACCAAGUUGUGUUCGAGGUCAAGGGACUCGUUCACGAGGCUGUCGUCAAGGAUGCUUUCCGCCUGGCCGGCAACAAGCUCCCUGGCCAAUGGGAGUUCGUGCAGAAGGGAGAACCCCCCGUCGUCGGCAUCACCAAGCUGGACGGUGUGACUCUGGAGGAGCUGAAGCGACCGAGGAAAAAGAUCGAACCUGAGCAGCUGUUGCAACAGGCACAGGCUGCUCAAACGCCUAGCGAGACUGCGGCUGCGGCCCCCUCGGCGCCGGCGUCGUAG